AUGCUUCCUGAACCGACGUUGAGCUUCACGCUCCCCAGCCUCCACGAUGACACCGUCUUGGACUGCCGUCUGUAUCAUUGCCAGGCAUUGAACCCCGCCGCAUCAAAUUCACCGCCAUGGAGGCGACACGCCGCCGUUAUCGCCCACCCCUAUGCCCCCUUAGGCGGCUCCUAUGACGAUCCUAUCGUCGAUAUUGUUGCCGCGACGCUGCUCCGACAGGGCUUCCUCGUGGGCACCUUUAAUUUCAGGGGUGCUUCUGGAUCCGCAGGCCGUACGUCCUGGACGGCAAAACCAGAACGUAGCGACUACAUGUCAUUCAUUGGCUUCAUGGUCUAUUACAUGCACUUCCUCGAUCCCUUCGGACCGUCUGUCGCCCGCUCGCCGACGACCACCCUCACGCCGACGCUCCCCGACGCUCAAUCGAAGCAACCCUCGCACCAUCCAGUCCUCCUCGUUGGCGGUUAUUCAUACGGGGCCAUGGUGACGACGCAGAUUCCACCGAUGGCGCAUAUACUUGCACAGUUCAAGGUGCCUACAGCUGGUUCCGCAGCUGCUGACAUCCGCCUUCGAGCGCAGCAUCUGGCGGAGCAGCAGAAUGUCAUCCUGGCGAGCGCCAGAGCCACAAGCUCUACAUCGCCGCGCAAGAAGUAUCUUGGCAUGCGGGUUGGGGGUGAUGAGGAUACCCAACGCAAGAGUCACGAAGCUCGGAGAUCCAUGUCGGAAACGAGGAGAUCCUUCUCCAUCGACGCCGAGGAUAAGAUUCGGCGAGGCGUCAACGAUUUACUAGCGAAAACGAAACGACAUCAUCACAGGGGCGUGGCGGUACCCCAGGAAAAGUUGGCGACUAUACCUUCGAACCAUGAAGUCUCUGUAGUGGUGGAAGAGGUUCCUAAUUUGACUCAAGUCCGGCCGGCAUAUCUCCUCGUGUCUCCGCUGCAAGGAGUCAUUACCCAUUUAGCAGCCAUGUCGUUCCUCCACACGACACCUGGUCGAGGACUUUUUUCGCGGUCUGGAGGAAAACCAAGAGAGCAGGGAGCGCCGACUUUUACGGCUGACCAAAAGCAACAGAGUGAGAGCAAGUUGGUCGAAAAUGAUACCCUAGCAUUGUACGGCGACAGGGACAUUUUUGUCCCGGCGGCCAAAUUGCGGGGAUGGGUGGAGCGUCUAGAAGGUGUCAAUGGGUCGCAUUUCCAUGGUGAGGAGAUUUCAUCGGCAGGGCAUUUCUGGACAGAAGUGAAUGUGGCUCAAGUGCUUCGAGAUAAGGUCUCGGAAUUCGCGGCGAAGUUACUGCAGGCGGCCGACGAAAGCAGGGCCACCAGUGACGGGCGGUAG
Messenger RNA from Colletotrichum orchidophilum, 1332 nucleotides. RefSeq lists its product as uncharacterized. Bases 1 to 1332 code for a protein of 443 amino acids. NCBI's taxonomy places the organism in Eukaryota, Fungi, Ascomycota, Sordariomycetes, Glomerellales, Glomerellaceae. The transcript is spliced from 2 exons. The record is from RefSeq and is a predicted model, not a curated record.